Molecule: messenger RNA, 2185 nt
Organism: Plectropomus leopardus (leopard coralgrouper)
Lineage: Eukaryota; Metazoa; Chordata; Actinopteri; Perciformes; Serranidae
Product: dihydropyrimidinase-related protein 5-like
Cellular component (GO): cytoplasm; cytosol
Molecular function (GO): hydrolase activity, acting on carbon-nitrogen (but not peptide) bonds, in cyclic amides
Source: RefSeq, a predicted model, not a curated record
CAACGGAGAGAGGCUCCUGCAGAGGAGGAUCUGGCAAUCUGGAAGAAAAAAGGGUCCAUGGCUGCCAACAUGGGGUCGAUGCGUAUCCUCAUCAAAGGAGGGAAGGUGGUCAAUGAUGACUUCACCCAGGAGGCAGAUGUCUACAUCGAGAACGGCAUCAUUCAGCAGGUUGGAAAGGAGCUGAUGAUCCCAGGCGGGGCUAAAGUGAUUGACGCCUCUGGAAAACUGGUGUUGCCAGGCGGAAUAGACACCAGUGUGCAUCUGCAGCAGACCUUUAUGAACGCCAGCAUUCAGGAUGACUUCUACAGUGGGACCAAGGCAGCUCUGAUGGGUGGUACCACCAUGGUAAUGGCUCUGGCCCUCCCUGAGCAACAUUGCUCCCUGCUGGACGCCUACGAGAAGUGCCGAGCUCUGGCCGACGCCAAGGCCUGCUGUGACUACGCUCUGCAUGUAGGGGUGACCUGGUGGGGUCCAAAGGUGCGCAGCGAGAUGGAGACCCUGGUGAGGGAGCACGGAGUGAACUCUUUCCAGAUGUUCAUGGCCUACAAAGACAUGAUGAUGCUAAGGGACUCGGAGCUCUACCAAACGCUGCAGACCUGUAAGGACAUCGGGGCCAUCGCUCGCGUCCACGCUGAGAACGGAGAGCUGGUGGCAGAGGGUGCCAAAGAGGCUCUGGAUUUGGGCAUCAGUGGACCGGAGGGUAUUGAGAUCAGCCGACCAGAGGAGCUGGAGUCUGAGGCUACUCACAGAGCUGUCACCAUCGCCAACAGGGCUCACUGCCCGAUCUACCUGGUGAAUGUGUCCAGUAUGUCUGCUGGAGACAUGAUUGCUGCUGCUAAGAUGCAAGGUAAGGUGGUCCACGCAGAGACCACAGUAGCUCACGCAGUGCUGAAUGGGAUGCAGUAUUACCACCAAGACUGGGCUCACGCUGCCGCCCACGUCAUCGUCCCUCCUCUCCGCCUCGACCCCAACACACCCAGCUACCUUAUGGGCCUGCUGGGCAGUGACACUCUGAGCGUCGUGGCUUCAGAGCACCGUCCAUUCAACAUCAAGCAGAGAGCUUUGGGCAAGGAGGACUUCACAAAGAUCCCUCAUGGAGUGGCUGGAGUGCAGGACAGGAUGAGUGUCAUUUGGGAGAGGGGAGUGGUUACGGGAAAAAUGGAUGAGAAUCGUUUUGUGGCAGUGACGAGCUCUAACGCUGCAAAGAUCUACAACCUGUACCCACGCAAGGGGCGCAUCAUCCCCGGGGCUGACGCUGAUGUGGUGGUCUGGGACCCGGAUGCAACAAGGCAGAUCUCUGUGAGCACUCAGGUGCAGGGCGGAGACUUCAAUCUGUAUGAGGGGAUGCGCUGCCACGGUGUUCCCUUGGUCACCAUCAGCCGGGGACGUUUGGUGUGUGAGAACGGUGUGUUCAUGUGUGCCGAGGGAUCCGGAAAGUUCUACCCUCAGCGCACCUUCCCUGACUACCUCUACAAGAAGAUGGUACAGAGAGAAAAGACUCAGGCUUAUAAAGGGGUUGACAGGGAUCCCUACUCUGGUGACGUGGCCAAGGUGGUAAACACUAUGAAGAAGGAGCUCGGAUUGGGCCCCAUAGACGGAGAUGCGGCCAACAAAGUUUGUGCUCGGGUGCACCAGGGAGUGCGAGACCUCCAUGAGUCCUCCUUUAGCCUCUCGGGGUCUCAGGUUGAUGACCACAUCCCGAAGAGGUCCUCAGCCCGGAUCCUGGCCCCUCCCGGCGGUCGUUCCAGUGGUAUCUGGUAAUCGCUGCUGCUGGAGCUUCACCCGUCCGAGUCUCCUUGUUUUGUAAUAUUCUGAACAACCAGGAAAACUGCACUGAUUUUCAAUCACAGGAUUAAAGUUAAGAGAGGAAAAUAAAUUGAAGCACUCGUCUGUGAUUGGUGAAGACUUAAACUGAUGAUCGGUGACCUGCCAAAGUGACUUUUACAAAAUCUAAUUUGUGUCUUAAUUGGAGCGACUGACCUGAUUAAUUACAUGAGAGUCAAGGGCUAUCUAUGAAUUUCAAAUGUUUUUCCAAAUUCAAGCUGAUCAUACUAACAUUGACAAAGUCUGCUCAUUCUCACCCUGCUCGUAUCCCGCGAAGAAACUAAACAAACUGUGAAAGAUCAAAACCAGUACAGUUUUUUAAGGUUUGAACUGAAGUGAUGUCGACUGAAUUAUUUAAAAA